Messenger RNA from Mizuhopecten yessoensis (Yesso scallop), 2149 nucleotides. Its product is annotated as probable 4-coumarate--CoA ligase 3. Gene Ontology annotation, molecular function: CoA-ligase activity. The record is from RefSeq and is a predicted model, not a curated record. NCBI's taxonomy places the organism in Eukaryota, Metazoa, Mollusca, Bivalvia, Pectinida, Pectinidae. The transcript is spliced from 5 exons. Bases 1664 to 2149 code for a protein of 161 amino acids.
ACAGAGAGAUAAAAGGUAAACAAUGGUGGCAGUACGCAAAGCAAAAUUAGACAUUAAUGUAAAAACUUCAAAGCUGCAAAUUUUGGAAUCAAGGGGAACUGAGGAGACACCAAAGCAAAAGAAAAACAUCAUGACCCCUCAAGAAACAUUUCAUGCCAAACCAUGUGACAACUGUCCUCUAGAAACAUCCACCGAACAGAUAAAAUGCGUGGUUAUUUGGACUUAUUUUCAUAAUGCCGAUUAUGGUCAUAUAACAUUUAAACUUGAACUAUAUUUAUUAUAUGUUAAUGUUUUAUGGUUUAAUUCAUAGAAUGUCAUAGUAGUAGGCGAGUUGGAUGGAUAUCGUUCGUUCUCAAACCUCCUCAACGAUGACGGUACUUGCUUCCCUGAUAACAUAACAGAUAAUCCAAAAGAUGACAUUUCACUAUUACUCUACUCCAGUGGGACGACAGGAUUACCUAAAGGCGUUAUGCUUACACACAGGAAUAUUGUAUCAAAUCUUCAGCAAACGAGGUAUAAGUACGUUAGUGACGUCAUAUUGUCAGUAAUGAUAUUCUGUAUGUAUCUGUCUUCUUUAAAAUUAAUGUUAUAAAUGUUUUCGCAGUUUUUAUAGCUGAAAGCCUACUUUGUGAUACUUGUCGUGUGUCAGUGACUAUACUAACGCUACCUUUUCGGGUUAUGAUAUAUGUCCUUGACUCGACAGGUUGUAGAUUUAUGUUUUGAAGAAAACCACUUAACAUUCACUUGGAAUAUAUCAUGAAGUAAAUUGUGUUUUUUCCAUGUGCUAAAUUUACAACUUUUAUUAAAUCUUAAUGUUGUUGUACUUUUCGAAUCAAAUGAUAAUCCUGAGUUAAUCAUUAUUAUUGAAUUCCGUAUUCGAAAGGUUAGCGUCAAAUGCCAAUAUGUUGAGGCAGUUUAUACCAUGAUCAUUUUAACAAAUCUAUAGUCCAUGUCUAUUUUGAAUAUUAUCCAUAUCUAUUUACUACAGGCCACAGCAUAUUAUCAAGGCUGAUGACACCGUUCUCUGUCAUAUGCCGAUGUGUAACGUGUAUGGCAUGCAAUUUAUACUUUUGACCAUCUUGCAAGCUGGAGGUAAAGUGGUCAUAUUACCUCAAUUCGAACCAGAAUCCUUCCUUGAUUCUAUCGAACAACACAAGGUAUAUUUUCCAUAUCUGUUACUUAAAUAAUCCAACUUCCUUUGAAAUAAAACAAAUAAAUCAGAAAGAUGUCGGGCAUUUGAAAGAAGCAUGGAUCUUUACUCAUUGACGAUAUUGUCUAGUGGAGAUGAUAAUGAAACUGAUUAUUUUUCACAUUAAGGAAACAAUUAAAUUGUGACAAUUGAAAUAGCAGCAACAAAAUGGCUCAAACGAGCCUUACCUUGUGUUUGCAUUGGCGGUAGAUGUAGAAAUAUCUGGUGGACAUAUAUAUCAUAAAUUUUAUGGAAUAUUGCGCGACAAAUAAUAAAAGAUAUCAAGGAAUGUGAAAAAGAAUUUCGGUUAUCAUUGAAUAACUAUAUUUUUAAUGCAUAUCUUAAAUGCUUACAAUCAACCGCAAUUGGAUCUGAAUCGACGGUUGCGCAACUCUACCAACCUCACCGGACCCAAAGCACGUAUAAGAUAUAAAUUAAUGUAUAUUGUUGAUUUGGUAGGUGACCGUCCUGUACAUGGUUCCUCCUAUGGCCCUGUUCCUAGCCAGACAUCCAGUCGUAGACACGUUUGACAUUUCGAGCAUCCGGUCUCACUUGUGCGGAGCAGCACCUUUAGGGGAGACGUUAUGUAGGGAAUAUGAGAACAGACUGAGACAUCCCGUUGUUCAAUGCUACGGAAUGACAGAGCUGAGUCCAAUAGCUACGUUAGACACGCUGCCUCCACACCACAUAGGAACAGUAGGACCAUUAAUACCUAACUCCAGCGCUAAGAUUGUGUGCUCAGAGACUGAGGCUGAACUUGGACCUGAGGAGACAGGGGAACUGUGUAUUCGGGGACCACAUGUCAUGAAAGGAUAUUUAAACAAUGAGAAGGCUACAAACGACAUGAUCAAAGACGGCUGGCUUUACACAGGUGAUGUGGGGCACAUGCGAGAUGACGGCUGCUUCGUGAUAAAAGACAGACUGAAGGAGCUAAUCAAGUACAACGGAUUUCAGAAUUAA